CCUGAGGGCCGGAGGCACCCUCCGGCAGACUCAGCGACUGCUACGGCCUGGGCGGACAGUGCAGCGUGCGCAGGCGCGGAGCUAGACCUCGCUGCAGCCCCCAUCGCCUCGGGAAGUCGCACCCACCGAGUGCGUCCGCUGGCCGGUCAGUGCUUUCCUCCUCGUUUGCCCUCUCCGGUUCCCUCACCGCCCUACGCACACUGAUGGCGGAGCUGCGGCCUAGUGGCGCCCCCGGCCCUACCGCACCCCCGGCCCCUGGCCCUACUGCACCCCCGGCCUUUGCCUCUCUUUUUCCCCCGGGACUGCACGCCAUCUACGGAGAAUGCCGCCGUCUUUACCCUGACCAGCCGAACCCGCUCCAGGUUACCGCUAUCGUCAAGUACUGGUUGGGUGGCCCAGACCCUUUGGACUACGUUAGCAUGUACAGGAACAUGGGGAACCCUACUGCCAACAUCCCCGAGCACUGGCACUACAUCAGCUUUGGCUUGAGUGAUCUCUAUGGUGACAACAGAGUCCAUGAGUUUACAGGAACAGACGGACCUAGUGGUUUUGGCUUUGAGUUGACAUUUCGUCUGAAGAGAGAAACAGGGGAGUCUGCCCCACCAACAUGGCCAGCGGAACUAAUGCAGGGCUUGGCCAGAUAUGUGUUUCAGUCAGAGAACACCUUCUGCAGCGGGGACCAUGUGUCUUGGCACAGCCCUUUGGAUAACAGUGAGUCAAGAAUUCAGCACAUGCUGCUGACAGAGGACCCACAGAUGCAACCUGUGCAAACACCCUUUGGGGUGGUUACUUUCCUCCAGAUUGUUGGGGUCUGCACUGAGGAGCUGCACUCAGCCCAGCAGUGGAACGGCCAGGGUAUCCUGGAGCUGCUGCGCACGGUGCCUGUGGCUGGCGGCCCCUGGCUGAUAACUGACAUGCGGAGGGGAGAGACCAUAUUUGAGAUCGAUCCACACCUGCAACAGGAGAGAGUUGACAAAGGUAUUGAGACAGAUGGCUCCAACCUAAGCGGUGUCAGUGCCAAGUGUGCCUGGGAUGACCUGAGCCGACCCCCUGAGGAUGACGAGGACAGUCGGAGCAUCUGCAUCGGCACACAGCCCAGGCGGCUCUCUGGCAAAGAUACAGAGCAGAUUCGAGAGACUCUGAGGAGAGGACUUGAGAUAAACAGCAAACCUGUCCUUCCGCCAAUCAACCCCCAGCGGCAGAACGGCCUCACCCACGACCGGGCCCCGAGCCGCAAAGAUAGCUUGGAAAGUGACAGCUCGACGGCCAUUAUUCCCCAUGAGCUGAUCCGCACACGGCAGCUGGAGAGUGUGCAUCUGAAAUUCAACCAGGAGUCAGGAGCCCUUAUUCCUCUCUGCCUAAGGGGCAGGCUCCUGCAUGGACGGCACUUUACAUAUAAAAGUAUCACAGGUGACAUGGCCAUCACGUUUGUUUCCACGGGAGUAGAAGGCGCCUUUGCCACUGAGGAGCAUCCUUAUGCAGCUCAUGGACCCUGGCUACAAAUUCUGUUGACUGAAGAGUUUGUAGAGAAAAUGCUGGAGGACUUAGAAGAUUUGACUUCUCCAGAGGAAUUCAAACUUCCCAAAGAAUACAGCUGGCCUGAGAAGAAGCUGAAAGUCUCUAUCCUACCUGAUGUGGUGUUCGACAGUCCACUGCACUAGCCUAGGCUGAGCCCUGCAGGGGCCAAUGUGGAGCCCAGUUGCUCCCCCAGUGACUUCCAGUUUAACAACUGCAUAAAUAAGAUUCCCACAAAUAAAAGGACAAGUGGGAGGAUGACUGUGCAGUGACCACAUCCGCAGCCUGUUGGGAUGCCGUGCAUGGGCCACAGGCCCCCCCACCUUACCUCCAGCUCAGGGGCCUUACCCCCUAGUCGGCUACUUCCAUGUGACCAAGCCCUGGUACCAGUGGGCCAGUGACUAGGCGGAUGCAAACCUUCUUUGCCUCCUGCUGCCACCACAGAUUCUGGUUUGAGAUUUGACUCUGGACCCUUGAUGCCCCCAGGUGGAGACAGGCUUCAUUCUCACCCACCCCCUGCCACACAGCCCAGCAGGAGGAAGUGGAGAGAGCACCAGUGGAAAGUAUGUGUGUGGACAUCCUGCCCAGCUCCACUCUGGGAAGCCUUUGCUAGCCAAGCUCCUCUGGCCAUUGAACAAUUCCUCUGAUUAUGUUUGGUUUUCUUCUUCUUCCUUAUUUUAUUUUGUAGACACGGGAUGGUAUUUUAUUGCUCUGCAAAGAUGUCCAGAAGCCAUGUAUAUAAUGUUUUUAAACAGAACUUUAUUCCCAGAUGAACUUUCUUGUUCUCUCAAACGAGCCUGGGACUGUGUCUCCCCCUGCACUGCCACCAGAGGUGCCCGGUGUUCCUCUGCCAGCCCAGGGCCCUGGAGGAGACUGUUUCACAGAGAGGCUUUUCUUCUGAGCUGGGCUUGGUAGAGCCUGGGGCAAGGGGAGAGCAGAGACACUCCCCCAUGUGGCUUUAAGCCCUUUGAGCUUGGGUGUUGAGGGGUGGGAGGGGGACAGUUUAGCUGGGGCCAGGAAGGGGUGCCACUGUUUUCUAAGUGAACUGGGCCCCCAUAAGGUUUGGGGACUUGCAAGGUCUCAAAGACUUGGUGGCCCCAGCCUCAUCUUCUAGGCCUUUCCUACCCAAGCAGGCUUAUCUGGGAGAGGUUAAGACCCAGCACCUCACAGAUCAUCCCCCACUGUCUCUGAGAGCUUGGGUCCCAGCUCUAUGACCAGUCCAUCCCAUUUCCUCAUUCCUUGGGUUUCCCAGCCUUCAGGCUAUAGGACUGGCAUAUUAAAAAACCGAAAAAUCAACUUCUCAACAUCUCUUUAACUUUGAUUUUGACAACCUCACCCUCCCAUCCUCCCUGCAUCCAUUCAUUCCCCAUCUUUCCUACACCAUUCCUGUCCUGUCUCCUUUCCUGUGUCCUGGCCUUCUGUGGUUUUUGGUCCCUCACCCCCCAUACUGUAGAUCUCACAAUCUGCCUUUCAGAAGCCAGUUUUUCUUGGAUCCAUGGUUUUGGGGUUCCUCUCUGGUUCUCUCCUACUCCUGACCUGGAAUCAGCAAGCCCCUUUCCUGUCCUCUUACCUCCAACUCUAGAAACUACUACUUUAAGAUCAUCCUUCAGACCUCUCCAAAGCAAAGACAUUUUGUCUGUCUGGGUCCUUAUAGGGCUUCUCAUGGCUCCCAUUUGCCACACAGGCACCACCAGGGGUACUAUAGAAGAGCCCAUAUGGUGCAGGACCCUGAUAAUGAGGGAUCUAGCCAAAGAGCUCUUCCAGGUGUUGAGGGCACUGGCCAGGCUCUCCAGGGGACAGGAGUUGGAUCUCCACAAAGCCACUAGGCCCAGCCCCUUCAGCUUAAGCCUUGGACUGAUUGACACCAUCAAGCUCAAAGCUCAGAGCUUCAAGUCAGAUCAGCCUGGAGCACUUGGGAGAGACUGGCUCCAGAGCUCUACCAGCCAAGGCACGAGCCUCUCUGGACCUGAUGUCAACAGAAGCUGUGCCUUCUACUACCCCGAGGACUCUUCCAAAAGGAUGCUUACUGCUCUUUACCCACCACAGCAACCCUGCCUCUGAAGCUCAUAUCUUCUGGCACUUCAUGGACAGAGUUGCCAUCUAUUUGCCUCCAUUCUUUGCCACUCUGACCAGCCUUCCCCCAAAUUCUCUCUUUCUAGGGGCCUGCGUAAAGGUCCCCGAUGCAGUUCAUCCUGCCUCCCUCUGUCUGGUUGUGGGGAGGUAGCAUAUUCUGAGCUAAGCUUUGUCAUCAGUAUGUGUCACAUCUGGUCAACAACUUCCCCCAGACCUGAAGCAUCUUUACAGACCAGUGGUGAGCACCACCGGCAUGGUGUUCCUGUCCUUAGGCAACAGAGGGGAAAGGCAAGAAGAAACAGGUGAGCUCUAUGAGCAGAUGAAGCCUGUGACCCUGUCCUGCCUCCACCAUUACAAGAACCUCCAUGAUACUAAGAACCUGCCAGGGUCUGGCUCCAUCUGAUCUCCCUACUUUAAUGGCUCUAGGGGAGUGGCAGGGAAUCAGCUGUCUCUGAUCAGGCCCCCUUUUCUUAGGCAUUGAUGCCUCCCAGAGGUUCCUCAGGGAGAGGGCUCUCCAUUGAGCUGCUGGCUGGUGAGAAGGGACCAGCUCAGCUUCUGGCACAUGGUGGGUGCUCAGUAAAUGUACCCUCUCCUUCUCUCAGGAGCUCUUUGGGAGCCCCUGAUCUUGUGGUGGGUGGAGGAAGCAAGGACCCUUCCUCCCUAUAUCUGCCUCUUCUGCAGGCUUCUUUAAGGCUUUCUUAGUCCUACCCAUUCUUCUAGGUCCCUGGAGUUUCAGAGUUUCUGAGAAGGGGCUCCUCACUUGCUGUUUGCCUGCUAUAUGAGGUGGGUUCCUGUGGUUCCCCCAGGCUCAUUGUGGGCUGAAGAGGACUGUAGACCCAGAUGCCCUUCUGAGGGGCUGGGAAGGCUCAGGCAAGGUCUCAGGUCUGGCUGGGGAGCUGGUACUUCUUCCUGCCCAUCUCUCCUUAUUCCACAGUCAAGGCUCCCGGACAGGUAUUAGGAAAGCCUAGAGGAGAAUCUGAAAGGGCUAAAUAGAGUGUUUUAAAAAACAGGGUUUGGCGACUGGGUUUUGAGAUUGAUUUGAGAGCAAGGAGAAAACCUGAAGGUCGGUGCCCCUAUGGGGCAGACAAGUAGAGAAUUUCCUUGACUAUUUUUUUAUCUGGUCUUCCCUCUCUGGCUUCUUAUACCUCCUUGUCAGGUGAGGUGCCCGUUCCCUGUUCAAGUCAGGAGACCUGUAGAGAAACUCCUCCUUUUGUAUAAGUACCUAAAUGCUGCAACAAGCAGACUUUUGUAAAAUUUUCUAUUAGUUUUAAUAUAAGUGGCGACUCGGUUCCUGGGGCUGCAGCCAGCCUGGGACUUUUGUAAGAACUUUUGGAUGACUCACUUAGAUGUCGGUUCCUUCUUGCCCCCUCAUCCUCUGUGUAAUCUAAGUGCAUUAAACAUAUUUGCAGAA
Nycticebus coucang (slow loris) is the source of this 4999-nucleotide messenger RNA. RefSeq names its product SUFU negative regulator of hedgehog signaling (gene SUFU). Lineage: Eukaryota; Metazoa; Chordata; Mammalia; Primates; Lorisidae. Bases 204 to 1661 code for a protein of 485 amino acids. Gene Ontology annotation, molecular function: transcription factor binding. The transcript is spliced from 12 exons. Gene Ontology annotation, cellular component: nucleus; cytoplasm. The record is from RefSeq and is a predicted model, not a curated record.